Gastrolobium bilobum is the source of this 659-nucleotide messenger RNA. RefSeq lists its product as uncharacterized. Lineage: Eukaryota; Viridiplantae; Streptophyta; Magnoliopsida; Fabales; Fabaceae. The coding region runs from base 59 to 367 and encodes 102 amino acids. The transcript has a single exon. The record is from RefSeq and is a predicted model, not a curated record.
UCUCUCUCUUUGCAAAAACACACUCAAAAGAGGAAAAACCAUAUUUGCAAAGCCAAAAAUGGGAAACUGCUUGAAGCACCAAUCCUCCACCAAAUACACCACCGACGACGACGUCGAUGAGUGGGAUUUUCAGGCAGCUAAGAGUGAUUUUGCAGCCAGAGACGGUGGUGCCACCACUCCAAAAACAAUAAGGGAGGUGAAGAUAAAGAUAACGAAGAAGCAGCUGGAGGAGUUGCUCAGCAAAGUGGACGUGAGGGAGUUGAGAGUGGAGCAGGUUUUGUCACAGUUGAUGAACCAUAGUCGUGGGUAUGAAUCACUUCAGAGACCAUGGAAGCCAGCACUACAGAGCAUCCCUGAGAUGAAUUGAGUUUAGUUUAGGUAUUUGGAGUUCAUGAAGGAGAGUAUUGGUCUAUUGGGUCAAUCUUUCUUCUUGAUUUCAUGCUAGAUUAUUCAGCUUUUUUCUUGUAAUUUGGAGGGAAAACAAAGGGUGCUUAUAAUUUUUGCUCUUUGUACAUAUAACAAAAAAGAGGCUAGUUUCUCUCCUUAUUCUUGUUCUGAUUUUUUUUUUUUUUCUAUCUUUUAUUGAAUUCUCAAUUUGUUUGUCCCCUGUGUGAUUGUUUUGGAUGUCAAAUUAUGUGUGGAAAUGGAAGGACUUGAAA